This is a messenger RNA of Peromyscus maniculatus bairdii (prairie deer mouse), 1871 nucleotides long. RefSeq names its product stimulator of interferon response cGAMP interactor 1 (gene Sting1). Gene Ontology annotation, molecular function: 2',3'-cyclic GMP-AMP binding; cyclic-di-GMP binding. Gene Ontology annotation, biological process: reticulophagy; autophagosome assembly; positive regulation of macroautophagy. NCBI's taxonomy places the organism in Eukaryota, Metazoa, Chordata, Mammalia, Rodentia, Cricetidae. The record is from RefSeq and is a predicted model, not a curated record. Gene Ontology annotation, cellular component: autophagosome; endoplasmic reticulum membrane.
UCCUCUUCCAGGCUUCUUACACCAAAUUCUGCUCAGAGCCGGUUGGUUUCAGGAAGUAACAUGCCAUUUACCCUACCCCCUCAACCUCUCCUGCUCCACCCCUCCCCUCCCAAUAUCCCAGGCCUUAGUAAUAUCGGGUUUAUGGGCAUCUGGAAAUCCGGUGGGGUUGUGUGGAGUCCUGCAGGGUGUCCACUGGAGUGCGUUACAUCCUGGGAGUUUAAGAGGAACCCAGAGUGUCUACACUUCAGGAGGCCACUUGCCAGUAGCUACUGUACGGCUCUUCCCUGUCUCCCCUGCUCCAGGAACACCUCAGUCUAGGAGGCUGAAGAUGCCAUAUUCCAGCCUGCAUCCAUCCAUCCCACGUCCCAGAGGUCACCGAUCCAAACAGGCAGCCUUGUUCUUGCUGGUGGUCAGCCUCAUGAUCCUUUGGGGGCUUGGGGAUCCCCCAAAUCACACACUCCGGUACCUGGUGCUCCACCUAACCUCCCUGCAACUUGGACUACUGUUGAAAGAGGUCUGCUGUCUGGCUGAAGAGCUGUGCCAUGUCCACUCCAGGUAUCAGGGCAAAUACUGGAAGGCUGUACGCGCUUGCCUGGGCUGUCCCAUCCGCCGCACGGCCCUGCUGUUCCUGUCCUUCUAUUUCUACUGUUCCCUCCCAAAUACUACUGGCCCGCAUCUCUGUUGGAUGUUUGCCCUCCUGGGACUCUCACAGUCCCUCAACAUCCUUCUAGGCUUCCAGAGCCUGGCCCCAGCGGAAAUCUCUGCCAUCUGUGAAGAAAAGGGCUUCAAUGUUGCCCAAGGGCUAGCCUGGUCGUACUACAUUGGGUACCUGCGGCUGAUCUUGCCAGGACUCCAGGACCGGAUCCGAACGUUCAAUCGGCUACAUAACAACAUGCUACAGGGGGCACAGAGCCGAAGGCUAUAUAUUCUCUUCCCCUUGGACUGUGGGGUGCCUGAUGACCUGAGUGUGGCUGACCCCAACAUUCGCUUCCGAGACAUGCUGCCCCAGCAAAGCCUAGACCGGGCUGGCAUCAAGAAUCGGGUUUAUUCCAACAGUGUCUAUGAGCUUCUGGAGAAUGGGCAGCCAGCAGGCACCUGUAUCCUGGAGUAUGCUACCCCCUUGCAGACCUUGUUUGCCAUGUCACAGGAUGGGAAAGCUGGCUUUAGUCGGGAAGAUCGGCUUGAGCAGGCCAAACUCUUCUGCCGGACACUUGAAGACAUCCUGGCCAACGUCCCUGAAUCUAGAAACAACUGCCGCCUCAUUGCCUACCAAGAACCCAAAGAUGGAAACAGUUUCUCACUGUCUCAGGAGGUUCUCCGGCACAUUCGUCAGGAAGAAAGGGAAGAAGUUACCAUGAGUGGCCCCCAGACUUCAGAGGUGUCUCGUUCCUCUGUGCUGUCCCAAGAGCCAAGACUCCUCAUCAGUGAUAUGGAGCAGCCUCUCCCGCUCCGAACUGACCUCAUCUGAGGCACAAGACAGCCUGGUCUGAGCUGCUGCUGAUCCUUCAGCCUCCUUACAGUGGUUUCCCUCAAUGGCUGGAGGACCUCACAGAGAUUUCACAUCUCCAGAUGAGUCCCAUGUUCCUGGGCAGGCCAUUUUGCCUCUCUGAGCCUCAGCCUACUCCCCUGUUGAAUGGGAUUAUAAUGGGUGCCCUGCCUAUUUCACAGGGUUUUUGUGAGGACUAACCAUGUAGAAAUUUAGUGUCAAUUGCCAGGUAAACUUAAGAGUUAGGUCAAAGGCCCAGCGAGACAGUUGUGUAGGUUGAUCUGCUUAUGAGGCCCCCUGACAGUAGGAUCAGGAUCCACCCCUGGUCCAUGAGCUGGCUUUUUGGAGCCCAGUGGCUGCGGUGGGACACCUCGCACAGCCUUGA